AGGCCGUGGAGAAAGACUGCGAUAAGAUAAGCCAAAAGGGUACAUAAAAUAGAUUCAAGAACGGGAGCUUCUGAGCAAAGAAUUCAACCAUAUACGGCUAAACAAGCCCACGAAAGAAAGCCACGAAUGAUGAAUGAAUGAUCUGCCCACAUGCUUCUCUACCCAGGAAUGUAUAAAAUUUGAAAGAAGGUGAAAUGCGUUGCGUGUGACACUACGAUACCAUCAAAAUCAACGCUAUUUAAUCAGCUGCAUCGAGCACUAGAGAAAAGGAGGGAGAGAGAUGGCUAAUUUUUGUGUAACAGGAGGAACUGGGUUCAUAGCGGCUUACCUGGUUAAGCGUUUGCUGGAAGAUGGUCACUUCGUACGAACCACAGUCCGAGACCCAGGGGAUGUUGAGAAAGUUGGUUUUCUUUGGGAGUUGAGUGGAGCCAAGGAGAGACUGAAGAUUAUGAAAGCUGAUCUGAUGGUGGAAGAAAGUUUCGAUGAGGCUGUUCAAGGCGUUGAUGGGGUCUUCCACACUGCCUCUCCAGUUCUUGUGCCAUAUGAUGAGAACAUUAAGGCAACUUUGAUUGAUCCUUGUAUAAAUGGAACGUUGAAUGUGCUGAGAUCAUGCUCAAAAUCUAGCAGUCUGAAAAGGGUUGUGUUGACCUCUUCCUGCUCUUCCAUAAGAUACCGAGAUGAUGUCCAACAAGUUUCUCCUCUUAAUGAGUCUCACUGGAGUGAUCCUGAAUACUGCAAACGCUACAAUCUGUGGUAUGCAUAUGCAAAAACAGAAGCAGAGAAAGAGGCAUGGAAAUUAGCAAAGGAAAAUGGAAUAGACCUAGUGGCGGUGAACCCAUCUUUUGUGGUUGGUCCCUUGCUUGCUUGGCAGCCAACCAGCACACUGCACAUGAUACUGUCCGUAGUUAAAGGUUUAUGUGGGGAAUACCCAAACACGACAGUGGGGUUUGUCCACAUAGAUGACGUGAUUGCUGCACACAUAUUAGCUAUGGAAGAAAGCAAAGCAUCAGGCAGGCUUGUAUGCUCAAGCUCAGUAGCUCACUGGUCCCAGAUCAUUGACAUGCUCAGGGCCAAAUAUCCAGCCUAUCCAUUUGAAAGCAAGUGUAGCAGCAGCGAAGGAGAUAACCACCCACAUAGCAUGGACACCAGCAAAAUUAUUCAGUUGGGGCUCCCUCCCUUCAAAACGCUUGCUCAAAUGUUCGAUGACUGCAUCAAAAGUUUCCAAGACAAAGGUUUUCUGUAAGGUUCAUACGGUCUUCCGCGAACUUCUUCUGGACUAGUGUUAUCCGAAGAUAUUGAGAAUAACGAAACUCUUUCCUGAAAUGGAAAACAAAGAUCCAUGCAUGUGAUGUCCCUAACAUAUGUUUUUGCACCUUUGUUAGUUUUUAUGCUCAAAUUUAUUUUCUCUGCAAGGAAUUUCUUUUUCAAAACCAA
Vitis vinifera (wine grape) is the source of this 1434-nucleotide messenger RNA. RefSeq names its product tetraketide alpha-pyrone reductase 2. The transcript is spliced from 6 exons. Gene Ontology annotation, molecular function: oxidoreductase activity, acting on the CH-OH group of donors, NAD or NADP as acceptor. NCBI's taxonomy places the organism in Eukaryota, Viridiplantae, Streptophyta, Magnoliopsida, Vitales, Vitaceae. Bases 281 to 1243 code for a protein of 320 amino acids. The record is from RefSeq and is a predicted model, not a curated record.